Molecule: messenger RNA, 7187 nt
Organism: Etheostoma spectabile (orangethroat darter)
Lineage: Eukaryota; Metazoa; Chordata; Actinopteri; Perciformes; Percidae
Product: MAGUK p55 subfamily member 2
Exons: 14
Coding region: 98-1753 (551 amino acids)
Molecular function (GO): protein binding
Source: RefSeq, a predicted model, not a curated record
UCUAACUUGACGGCUACAAGAAGCCAGACGACAACAAGGAGCGCACGAGACAUCGCAGACAGCCUCAUUGUGUUGAAAGAUUGACUGAAGUUCUACCAUGCCUGUGGCCUCAACCAGGACAGAGCCUGUCCCCCAGGUGUUGGACGCUAUGAGUGACACCACUACCAGCUCCACUACGGCCAAUGACCUGGACCUCAUCUACCUCAAAGGCAUCAUGGAGAGCCCUCUGGAGCAAGAGGAGAGCCUCAAGGAGCCGCGUCCUUCGCCAGUGAGGGAGAACAAUGUGGAGCUCCUGCAAGAGAUCCUCAGUGACCUGGACCCCUUCACACACCACUCCGACACCGCAGCUGAGCUCACCCGCAUACUCACACAGCCUCACUUCAAGUCUCUGCUAGAAACUCAUGAUUCAGUGGCGUCCCAGGCAUGCGAUAGCCCGCCCUCUAGCCCAUGUGAUUUUGUGGAUAAUGAGCAGGAGGAUGGCAACAAACAAAAUGUUCCACCAGAUGCAAUCCGCAUGGUGGGCAUACGAAAAGUGGCAGGAGAGAACCUGGGUGUGACAUUUAAAGUAGAGGGUGGUGAGUUGAUCAUAGCCCGCAUCCUCCAUGGAGGAAUGAUAGACCAGCAAGGACUGCUGCACGUGGGAGACAUAAUCAAAGAGGUGAAUGGACGAGAAGUGGGCCGGGAUGCCAGGGUGCUGCAAGAGGAGCUGCAAGCAGCCAGUGUGAGCGUAGUUCUGAAGAUACUGCCCAGCUACCAUGAGCCCAUACUGCCUAGAAAGGUGUUCUUUAAGUGUCACUAUGACUACGACCCGGCCAACGACAACCUGAUUCCCUGUAAGGAAGCAGGCUUAAGGUUUGAGACAGGAGACAUCCUGCAGAUAGUCAACCAGGAUGACGUCAACUGGUGGCAGGGCCGUCAUGUGGAGGGUGGUAGCACGGGGCUGAUACCCAGUCAGAUGCUGGAGGAGAAGAGGAAAGCGUUUGUCAAGAGAGACGUGGAACUGGCGCCAGCAGGUAAUCUUUGUACUGGUGUCGGAGGGAAAAAGAAGAAGAAAAUGAUGUAUGUAACCACCAAAAAUGCAGAGUUCGACAGACACGAGAUAUUGCUUUACGAGGAGGUGGCCAAGGUCCCACCUUUCAAGAGGAAAACUCUGAUUUUGAUUGGUGCCCAGGGUGUGGGGCGGCGGAGACUGAAGAACAAGCUUCUACUGAGGGACCCACUACUCUUUGGCACCACCAUUCCAUACACCUCCAGAAAGCCCAAAAAGGAAGAUUGCGAGAGUCGGAUGUACGCCUUCACCAGCCGCAGCAAGAUGGAGGCCGACAUUAAGAACGGGCGCUAUCUCGAACAUGGAGAGUACGACGGCAGCCUCUAUGGCAUCAAGAUCGACUCCAUACAUGAGGUGGUGGAGGCAGGUCGCGUCUGCAUACUGGACGUCAACCCUCAGUCCCUCAAAGUGCUGAGGACCUCGGAGUUCUUGCCCUACGUGGUGUUCCUUCAGUCUCCAGAGUUUGAGGUGCUCAAGGCGAUGAACCACUCUGCCGCAGAUUCAGGGGUGGUUCCUAAGGCGCUGACGGAUGAAGAGCUGCAGAGGACGUGCGAUGAGAGCACUAAGAUCCAGGCGGCCUGCGGUCACUACUUUGACCUCAGCAUCAUCAACGACAACUUGGAUGAGACCUACCGCACCGUCAAGGUUGCCCUGGAAACAGUUUCUAAAAACCCCCAGUGGGUCCCCGUCACCUGGGUUUUCUAGAUGGAGGGUGUGGAGGGCAGAGUAGGGAACAUAAGGAAGAAAACAGUGGCACUGUAAUCAAUGGAAGUUCUUAUUUAGAUUAAUAACAGAGAUUAAAUCUGACCGUUCAAGUUGUCUUGCUAAAGUAACUGCUUUGUAGGAAAAUAACAGGAUUUUAUUUUUUUCAAAGGGUGUGGAUUAGACGUCCGGUAUUCAUACAGGAUUUUAAUUUUCUGUGUAGGGAGGAUAGAAAAGAGGGAAUAAAAAGAGGUGAAAAAGGAAAGAAAAGAAAGAUGAAAUUGUGAAUGUGUUGAAGAAAUUCACAGAUUUUACCUGAACAGUGUGUGUGUGUGUGUGUGUGUGUGUGUGUGUGUGUGUGUGGAGACUUUUUGUAUGUUUUUAAAUUAUUUGUGCCAUUACUGACAAUGCUCAUCAUUUAUAUUUCAUGAUUGGGGAGAUUAAUCUCAAAGCUAUGGGGGUUAGUAGAAGUUGUUUACUACACCUGAUGCAUUGAUCAUUUUAAACACCCAUCAUGACUUAGAACAGAGACCACAAAGAUAUCUUCAAACUGCUCAUCAGCAGUCCAAAAUCCCAAAGGUCUUCAAUAUACAACAGCAUUAAAUGAAAAAAGUCAGCGAUUUCUAAUAUUUUUUAACCAAAACAUUUUUAUGGCCACUUAUUUGACUAUUCUUUUCUGCCAUAAGCAUUAAUAGCUUCAACGCAGUUGUAAGUUAUCAUAAGAACAACACAUGCAACGCCUCAGUUGCUGUGUAAAGCACGAUGAUGCAGAAGCCACAGAUUUCCUAAUUUUAAAUUAUUUUUUAUUAGAGAAUGUUUUACUGGCCAAAUUAUGUUAACAACAACAAAAACCUCACUGUCCAUCCGUUCUCUGUCCUUUGUGCGAGCAUAGGCCACAUUUCUUAUCCUGUUCUUUAUUUAACCCUUGUGUUGUCUUCACUUCGAAAUUGAAAAUCAACACUUUUGUUGACGCUUAUUGGUGUUUUUAACUUUUUAUGUUGUUUUCCCCUUUUUAAACACUUUUGAUGCUUUUUUUCAAUGUUUUAUCACUUUUUUAACACUAACUUAUUAACUUUAGUUUUACAGUUAUUUUUGGAAUUUAUGGCCAAACCUCAUCUAUAGGAAAUUAUAACUAAUGUAUGAGUUAGAAAAACAGAAAUUAGGAAUUAUUUUGACUAAAAUUAAAGGAAUGUAUGUUGAUGGAUAAUCACAGACUGGAAUAUGUCAAUUACUUAUUCAAUUUACUCAAUAAUAUUGCGAAACCACUUCAAUUUUUUCUCUCCAGAUGCUAUAAAAUUGAAUAAGACACCCCAAAAUAAAUGAAAGUAGAGAUUUGUACUUGCCCAAGAACGUUGUGUGGAGUCAAUCAUGUUAUUUUGGGUAAUUACAAAGAACAGUGAUAUAGGAAAACAGGUCAAUUUGACCCAAGGACAACAUGAGGGUUAACGCAGUCACACAAACACGCAUUCCAUUCUAAGAACACAAACAACUACCCAGGUAAUGAAAAGGCAGAUAGGCCUACAAUACACAUCACUAUCUUAAAGUCAGUUGUCAUAUAGUAGUCAAAGAAAGAAAGAAAAAAAAAACAUCUAGAGUCAUCUCGGGGGGGUCCCAUAGAAAAUUGGUUGUAAGUACUGUAGUGUCAUCACAUGUAACAAGCAGGUCACCGUAGAAGACCUGAUAAUUCAGUGUGAAAGUCCACUCAGGCAGAGGGUUAUCAGUUUUUUUUAACAGAAUACUGGAAGGGCUCAAGGUCUACUGCAUCUUACUUCAAAUGGGUGUCAAUGUUUGGCAUUGUUAGCCAAAAACAACUGUGAACUUAUUGUCCCAUUACUGACUAAGCUAAGCUAACAAACAAGACCAGGAGUUUGGUAACUGACCCUUGUCAAUCUUGUUGGCUCCAACAACUUUAUUUUCCCUUUUUUAUUGAAUCAAAUGGUGUACAACGGUGACCAACAAACAUAGCAUAGGGGAAAUAGAACAGGGUUGAAUCUUAGCAGUUAGCUCACCAGUUUUCAACAAUUACUGAUUCCUAUUUUGUAAAGAUGUGCAAAUUAACCUUGCUGUACCCCUUUGUGUUGUGACUAGGCAGGUAGUGGCAGAUGCACCUUAUCAACCACAUAAUGGUUUAAUAACUUGUUUUAAGGUAUAUCAGAGUGCGUCCCAUGUCACAGAACAACCUGGUCUCACGCCAGUUCGUAAAAUGGUCACGUUAUUUUUGAUUUAUUGAUUUGUGUAAGUCAUGAUUUUCUCGUUUAUUUUGUGUACAUGUCACAAUUUUUGAACGUGAACAUUUCACAAACAGCCAUGAUACUGGGCUGCUCUGGGGCCACCACAUGGAAAAAUUCAGAUACAGUUUUAUAGUUAAUAUAAUUGGAUUACUUAGCUCAGUUUCCUCACAUUUGAGACAGACAUUUGUGUUAAACAACAUGUAAAAUGCAAUUGUUCAAUAUGUUUUAAAAGGUAAAAUAAAAUAUAAAUGUUAAAUCUACAUAUCAAAUCAAAAUCAACAUAUUAACUCUAAAUCUAAACUUAAAUGUUAAAUCUAAACGUUGAAUCUAAAUGUAAAUGUUUAGACAAUAUGGGAAUAGCCUACUCUAUUCUUUGUUCGACCUGCUGAUCCACAGCCGGGGGCGUGGUCUAUUAGCAUAUUUUCUAAACAUUUAGCUUUACAUUAAACAUUUGGAUUUAGAUUGAAUAUUUAUAAUAAACAUUUAGAUUUUUACAUUUAAAUUUACUAUUUAGAUUUAACAUUUUCAUUUAGUUUUAGAUUAGUGCUGUCAGUUAAACGCGUUAUUACGGCGUUAACGCCAACCCAUUUUAACGGUGUCUUUUUUGUUAUUGCUAGAUUACCGUUCUUUUUUUUCUAGCAAACUUUUUUUUUUUCACGUGCUGUUGCAACAACUAGUAAACGUAAGUAAAACUAUAACACCCACCGGAUCUAGCUAGACCAGAACCACAACAACGGGCACGCCGCACACAUGCCGUCUGGGCUCGUGAGCCGGCCAAAGAGUAGUAACGUUGUGUUCUGAGUGGACGGCGAGCGUGAGACGCUGAAAUGGACGGCGAUAAGAUUCUGGAUUUAAAGUUUCCUUUUUAAAAGUUGCCAGAUGUUCUACUGAUCAGACCAACGGGAUCUGUGGGUUUGGUCGUUGUGAACUGAGCUAUCAUCAUCGCAGCUGAUGCUGAUUUCUAGUGUGUGUGUGUGUGUGUGUGCGUGUGCGUGUCUGUCUGUCUGUCUAUAUAUAUAACAUAAUAUAUGUUUAAAACACUACAGUAGGCUAUAUGCCGAUGUUUUCAAUAAAAAAACAUUUGCACAAAGCAGCUGAGCCACCUUUCAUGUUGAUCAGAGCAUUAAAAUGAGAAAAAAAAUAAUGGGACAAAAAAGAAAUGAAGGGACAUUUACAAUAGAUAAAAAUGUGUGAUUAAUUGUGAUUAAAUAUUUCAAUUGUUUGACAGCACUAGUUUAGAUUUAAACUUUAAAGAUUUAGGUUAAACAUAAAGAUUUAAAUUUAUUGUUUAACUUUUUAUAUUAAUUUUAUGAACAUAUUGUUGACAAUUGCAAAGAGCUUGUUUUACACAAAUUUCUUUCUUAAAUAAAACAAAAAUUUAAAAUGUCCUAAAUGUGAUGAAAAUUAGUUAAAAACCAAACUAUAUCAGCUGUAAAAUUGUAUCUGAAGUUUUACAUUUUACAUUCUAUCGUUCGUAAUUUUCACUUUUUAAAUUUAGUAGUAUUUUUAAUUCUCUUUUUAACUGAGCUGGUAGAUAACAUGUAGGUGUGAGAUUCCUGCUUAGUAUUUACAGUAUGUGCCACUUUAGUGAAAACUUUGAGAAUGUCAUCAGUUAAGACAUUUACACAGUUGCCUACAAGUGAACUAUUCAAUUCAAUUUUAUUUAUAGUAUCAAUUCAUAACAAGAGUUCUCUCGAGACACUUUACAGAUAGAGCAGGUCUAGACCCCACUCCAGAAUUUACAAGGACCCAACAGUUCUAGUAGUUUCCUCCAGAGCAAGCAACAGGGCCACAGUGGAGAGGAAAAACCUCCUUUUAGGCAGAAACCUCGGACAGACCUAGACCCAGACCCAGGCUCUUGGUAGGCGGUGUCUGACGGGCCAGUUGGGAUUAGAGUGAAGAGUGGAAAUAACAAAAAUAGUAGUUUGUAGCAGUUCUUUGUAGUAGUUGAUGGCAUAGCAGGGCACUGUGCGGCAUUACAAGGCCCAGCAGGACGUAGCUGGGCACCGCAGAGUGUAGCAGAUGAACAUGGCACCGCAGAACCAGAACAGAACUGAAGCACUUCCUAGUAUAGGUGUGAAAGUAUGAAGACCAUUUCAAUUUUAACAAAUUUGUGUUCAUUUUGUUUUUCAUAAGAUUUUCAAAUGUGUUGUGAACUCGUGGGCCACCGUACAUGUGACGCUGUUCAUGGUGCCAACUGCAGAACAAGAGCUGCUUGUUUGUACUCAGAUUUUUUUAUUGUGGCAGCUACUGGAUAUUUUGAUGUACAUGAGAGAUGAAAAGAUGUUUGUCAAGUACAAAUACUGGGGAAAAAAGCAACCCUCAGAUCAGUUGUUUUCAGCCGCAUUAGGAGACAUUUUGAGUGGCUCAGUCUUUGUAAACUGACAAAUGACAUUUAUAUUUAUGCUCUAGUUUUUAAAAGUGGCUUGAAAAAUAGCAGAUAUUUGUCUGGCAGCUAUAUUGGGAUUUCUGGAGUGUUUGGUGUUGAGAAACACAUUUGUUUGUUGCUCUGUCAAAGACAUUCCAAAACCUCACUGUCCUUUUUCUAUAAAAUCUCAUGCAAUAAAACCAUUUUUGUUACGGUAUCUUUACUUAAAGACUAUUUUAUAUUAAUGAACGUUCAUUACAUUCAAGCCAUUGCCAAAUGAAUCGCUACAAGGCUGAUUAAGACUAUCAGCUCCACACAACUCUCUCGGUAUUUCUCAGCAUAGCUGUGUUUACAAAAUGGUGUAGUCCGGUAAUUUGCAUCCAGAAGCUUGAGUCAUGCAUGAAAAAGGAAACAACAACAGUCAGCUUUGGGGACGAAGAGGACAUGAUAAGAUAACCCCUUCAUCGUGUUUUUUUCAUACUCCGUGAAGGUGGUGCCUGAUCAGCGGCUUGUAUCAUGUGGACGCGCCAACAUUGUUGUUGUCAUUACUUAGAAUGUGACACAAACCUCACACUAUAGCUUGAAUGAUACAUAUUCAUUACAUGCACACAUUUAAGUACAGCCGUAAGUCUUAUCCGUUUGAAUAAAUGAAAUACUGUAUGAAAUAAGUGGCUUGCACGUGUAGACUUAUAUGUGCCAAAUAUACUUUUGAAGGGGUGCAUUCCAAAAUGGUACAUAUCAAGAGCGCAUUCAAGAUUAAAAAAGCAACCUUAAAGGGAUACUCCAGUGAUUUAACAUUGCGAUUCCGUAAAGCUAGGGAACUCAUAGAAGCCAGAUU